This is a messenger RNA of Carcharodon carcharias (great white shark), 2993 nucleotides long. It is a transcript of the gene brat1, whose product is annotated as BRCA1-associated ATM activator 1. Gene Ontology annotation, biological process: DNA damage response; positive regulation of protein phosphorylation; cell population proliferation. The transcript is spliced from 14 exons. Gene Ontology annotation, molecular function: protein binding. Gene Ontology annotation, cellular component: nucleus. The coding region runs from base 307 to 2814 and encodes 835 amino acids. Lineage: Eukaryota; Metazoa; Chordata; Chondrichthyes; Lamniformes; Lamnidae. The record is from RefSeq and is a predicted model, not a curated record.
GGUGAAGCCGUUCACUUGUAGCCAGGAUGUGGGGAGAAAUGAAGAUUGUUAAACUAUGAUUCUUUCCAAAUAUAGAUUAUUAAUCUUCAAGUAGCUUCAGGCUGAAAAUUGAUGUGGUUGUUCAGGUUUUGCUCUGGAACAUUCCGCCGCCUCCCCCUUUGGGUGAAUUUUAGUCUAGUCGGAGGGGGUGCUCUGGUUGUCGGGCGUGGGAGAUGGCGAUGAACCUGCUCUGUUACUGAGCCCGUUGACACGCUCUCCGCUUCAGACAGAUUAUUACCUAAAGAGAAUUUAUUAUAUAGUUGGAGAAUGGAAAGCGAGUACGUGGAGCUCUUGCCCCGUGUUUGUGCAGUAUUAGGAGACACCAGGCAGGCAGUUGUUGAUGAUACCUGUUUGGAGAAGCUGCUUGAUUGCUUCCAGGCAAGAACAAAAAACGAAACAGAGUUGUAUAUUCUGCAGAGGAUUCCAUGCCUGACAAAUAUAAUUGUAAAUGUAUCCAAGCAGAGGGACCUUAACCCUAGCACCCUUUCCUUCAUUAUGAAGCUGACUGGACUAUUUGCAGCCUCAGAGGACUAUUUCCAUAAGUUGGAGGAUGAUGGGAUUAUGAGCAGUCUGUUUGGAAAUCCAGCAAGCCUUGAGACAGAAACAUGGGAGGAAGCAACUGUACGGUGUGGAUGGCUCUUAGGGAUUCAAAAUAUGCUGCAGCAUGAAGCUGUGAUUCAAUUUCUCUGUAAAUAUGACUGCAUUGAUGAGAUUAUUCGGCUUCAGAAGGACCCGAGUAUAUUUGUGGCCUCAACAGCUAGUCAACUUUUAGCAAACAUUUUGUCUUUCUCUUUACAAUGCUCUGAACUUGCUACUUUGGGAAAUGGCAGCAAAAUCCAGUUAACUGAUACAGUUACUGCUUUGCAUUCUACGGAUUGGUCAGAUUGUGCCUGUGCAAUUACUGGGCACAUUGAAGAUUUCCUGAGGUCUGAUAUCACUUCCAAUGUCCAACAGGCUCUGAAACUACUGUCCAAGGUUUCUGGAACCAGCCAUCCAGCUGCCAUAGUAUCAUUGUGGCCUAAGAUAGAAGGAAGUAUAAAGUUACUUUUAAAGGGUGACUUGACUGGAAUUGGUCCAUCCUUAGCAGAACUUUUCUUGAAUGUAUCCAGAACAGUUCCCUGUGACAUACUGGAGCCUAAAAUCUGGGAUUUACUAGGUCUCUUAUUGAAAUCACUGAAUCAGGCCGAAGCAUUGACAUUAGCUUCAGGGAUCCUAAAGCUCAAGAACUGUCCGCAGUCACUGGAGAUGCAGGCUGUAACAGCAUUGUUCCAACCACUGAAUUACAUCAUUACUGUGACUUCUGUUCAACCCCAGGAGGAUACAGCCUUACUGGAUGCACCUUCAAACUAUAGAGUCGAUAUUGAACGCCAACUAUCCAAGAAAUCAGCAUGUAUCAGCUUGCUCUGUCAAACAUUUUCACAUCUCUUGGAAUUCUUACGAAUGCCCUCUCAGAAAACAGAGUUGCCGUACCAAGCUUUGACUCACUCGGUGCUUACAGUCCUAAAGCUGUGCAAUGGCACUGCUAUUCCCACCACUUCAGCUGGCAUCAAUGCUAGCAGACACCUGAUUGGAUGCAUCAAAGUUCAGAAAGCAGGAAUAGAUGCUCUUGGUGCAAUCCCACAGUGGGCAGGGGGGAUCGAGGAAGUAAACAGUGCAUUGAACCUUCUGCUUGAUUAUGCCAGAAACCCAGAUACAGACAGUACUGUUUUAAAGAAAACCCUCCAGGCUUUAUUUUACUGGAUGCUACAUUGUACUGAAGCUGUAGACUCUCGUGCACUUGAACCCAAGUUGAAAGAGUUUUUACAUGGAGACUUCAUAUCAGUAAUGAAAAAGCGACUAUUUGAUGUUCAUUGGGAGAUUCGAGACUCCACGCUUGAGUUCCUUGGUCAACUGUGCUUCCAGUUUAAAGAAGUUGAGAGUUUCUGUCAGCUAAUUGGUUCCUGUGGAAUUCCUCAUCUUGUUUUGGAGCUGCUUUCAGAUCCCGAAAGUUACGUUCGAGCAAGUGCCAUUUCUGCCUUGGGAAAGAUGAGCUAUCUCUCUCCUAACUGGCAAAUGUUACCAAAUGAUAACAGUGUCACAGCAGUGAAGGGCAAUAUUCUGUCCUAUUUAUUGGACGUUUUGAACCAGGAUACAGAGGGUUUUCCCAGGAGAGCUGCAGUUAAAGUGCUUGCUGAUUGGCUGAAAAAUAGCCACAUGCUUGGUUCAUGUGAAUUGGAAAAUUUUGUUCCUGUUAUUUUAAAAAUAGGAAGCAAUGAUUUAGAUUGGGAGGUCAAAGUUCAUAGCCUGGAACUGGCAGAAGCUUUCAUGGAUCAGUCAGCUUCCAACUUAUCCAUAAGUCCAUAUGCAGCUGUGUUGUCAAAUAACACUCAUUCUACACAAGUGAAGACCUUUCUGCAGACUCUCUGCGAUGUAGGAAUUUUUACUAUCUUAUUUCAUGCUUUGUGGGACUGUGAUAGACCAGUGGCUCAGAAAGCAUGUGAGAUCCUAAUGAAGCUAAAAACGAUUGCUUCAGGUGCUGACAACGCAGAAGUUCACAACAAACCAAAUGGACACAAACCAAAUCGAGAAAGUUUUGGCGAUUGGCUUUACUACAGUAGCUUAAAUUUGCAAAAUGUCAAUGACGUCAUUGAGGUUAUGAUAGCACUAGACUUGGAAUUCCAACACCAACAGCUCAUUCGCAGCAGUGAUCACAUUGAGAGCAGUCUCCGAUCUCUACUACAAGACAUACUGGCAGCCGCUGAAAAUUCUGAAGAUGAUGGUGCAGACUGUUAUUAAUAUGGUGGUUGUUGGCAUGGGUUACAGUUCAUUAAUUUCAAAUCAAAUGAAUGAGUCCGACAAAACCCUGGUACAAACUAAACUGUAUUAUAAUGAAAGUGAAAUCCAGGAGGUGAAUAUUCUAGCUUUGAGAACAAAUGUAUUUUAUUAUAUUUGCAUUAAAAAUUAAUUGGACAGCU